AUGGCCAAGACAGCGCUCGUAAACCCACCGGAAGCUCCUCAGAAAAGUAAAAAUGUCUCUUUCAAGGACACGGAAAAGCCAGAUAGUGUUCGAAGCAGCAAUAUAGUCGCAGCAAAAGCUGUUGCUGAAGCUGUUAGAACAAGCUUGGGACCUAAAGGUAUGGAUAAAAUGAUUGAAACUGGGAAAGGUGAAGUAACAAUUACAAACGAUGGAGCAACCAUAUUGAAACGCAUUAGUGUGUUACAUCCAGCUGCUAAAAUGCUUGUUGAAUUAUCGAAAGCUCAAGAUAUUGAAGCAGGUGAUGGAACCACUACUGUAGUCGUUAUUGCUGGUGCAUUGCUUGAUGCUGCCGAGAAAUUGAUUAGCAAAGGCAUUCAUGCGACAACGAUUUCGGAAAGCUUUCAGCGUGCUGCUAUGAAGGCUGAUGAAAUUUUAAAUUCCAUGGCUUCCCCAGUAGAUCUUGAUAAUGAUGAACAGCUGGCAAAAAUUGCUAAAACGAGUUUAAAUUCUAAAGUUGUAUCGCAGCAUUCGUGGCUGCUUGCACCAAUGGCAGUGAAUGCUGUUAAAAAAAUUACAAAUUCGGAUGAUAAUAAUGUUGAUUUACGCAUGAUCAAAAUUGUGAAAAAACUGGGUGGUACAGUUGAAGAGUCACGCCUGGUUGAUGGAGCACUCAUUGACAGAUGUUCUAUGGGACGCGGUGCUCCAACACGCAUUGAAAAAGCUCAGAUUGGGCUGAUUCAGUUCCAAUUGAGCCCUCCAAAAACUGAUAUGGAGAAUCAAGUGAUUUUGUCUGACUAUAGUCAGAUGGAUCGAGUUUUAAGAGAAGAACGAGCAUAUUUGCUUGAUUUGUGCAAGCAAAUAAAAAAAGCUGGAUGUAAUGUUUUGCUAAUACAAAAGAGUAUUCUCAGAGAUGCAGUAAACGAAACAACUUUACAUUUCUUAUCCAAAAUGAAAAUAAUGGUCGUCAAAGACAUCGAAAGAGAUGACAUCGAGUUCUAUUCUCGCGUUUUGGGAUGUCGCCCUGUUGCUUCCAUUGAUCAUUUCAUUCCCGAAGCACUGGGUUCUGCUGAUCUUGUUGAAGAAAUCUCGACUGGUGAAGGCGGCAGGAUUAUUCAGGUUACUGGUGUGCAAAAUCCUGGUCAAGCAAUAUCAGUCUUAAUUCGCGGUUCGAACAAAUUAGUAUUGGAGGAAGCAGAACGAUCAUUUCAUGAUGCGCUCUGUGUUAUACGAUGUUUGGUAAAGAAGCGGGCUCUCCUACCAGGUGGUGGAGCACCAGAAAUGGAGGUAGCGGUUCAGUUACGUCAUUUAGCACAGGAAAGACAUGGUACAGAGCAAUAUUGUUGGAGAGCUUUUGCUGAUGCUAUAGAGCAGAUUCCGUAUACAUUAGCAGAAAAUGCUGGCCUAAAUCCAAUAUACACGGUUACUGAAUUAAGAGCUCAACAUGCAAAUGGCAAGAAAAAUCAUGGAGUAAAUGUUCGGAAAGGUCAUGUUACGGAUAUUAGAGAGGAGAAUGUUCUACAGCCACUUUUGGUGACUACUUCAGCUAUCAAACAAGCUGCGGAAUGUGUUCGCUCUAUUCUCAAAAUUGAUGAUAUCGUUAGUCUUUUUCUCAAAUAA
This is a messenger RNA of Thelazia callipaeda (thelaziosis nematode), 1617 nucleotides long. NCBI's taxonomy places the organism in Eukaryota, Metazoa, Nematoda, Chromadorea, Rhabditida, Thelaziidae. The record is from the annotation of a GenBank genome assembly.